Molecule: messenger RNA, 2088 nt
Organism: Gossypium raimondii (Peruvian cotton)
Lineage: Eukaryota; Viridiplantae; Streptophyta; Magnoliopsida; Malvales; Malvaceae
Product: 3-ketoacyl-CoA synthase 4
Exons: 1
Coding region: 252-1799 (515 amino acids)
Biological process (GO): fatty acid biosynthetic process
Cellular component (GO): membrane
Molecular function (GO): acyltransferase activity, transferring groups other than amino-acyl groups
Source: RefSeq, a predicted model, not a curated record
AGGGGGGGGGGGGUUAAAACUUGAGAUUAUAUUCCAUCUUUGCCCUUUGUUUUUACCCUUCUUUGGAGCUUCCAUAUUUCCGGAACAAAGUUGAUGCCUUUGGGCAAGGACCUGCUGUAAAUCUAACUCUUAGAUUUUGCUGGUCCCGAAAACACAUACUGGUCUGAGAAAAUUAACGAUCUUUUUAUCCCAACCGUCAAAAUCUGACCAGACCCUUGGGCUCAUUACUGUUAACAGACCAGGUCGGCACCAUGAACCAAGGGGGCGUAGCCACCACGAACGGUGGCUCGGGAAGCGGCUCAGUCGGCGUUCAGAUCCAUCAAUCCCGAAGGCUCCCGGAUUUCCUUCAAAGCGUUAAUCUCAAGUACGUAAAACUAGGCUAUCACUAUUUAAUUUCCAAUCUUUUGACCCUGUGUUUUAUUCCUCUCAUCGCGGUGAUCUCAAUCGAAGCUUCUCAAAUGAAUCUCGAUGAUUUACGCCAGUUAUGGGUUCACCUUCAGUACAACCUGGCUAGCAUAAUCAUUUGUUCUGCUAUCUUAGUCUUUGGGUUAACAGUCUACAUCAUGACUCGACCCAGACCCGUUUACCUUGUUGACUAUUCUUGCUACCGUGCUCCCGACCAUCUUAAGGCUCCCUAUGGUCGUUUCAUGGAGCACUCUAAGUUGACCGGUGAUUUUGAUGAAUCGUCUCUGGAGUUCCAGCGCAAGAUUUUGGAGCGCUCGGGGCUCGGGGAAGAGACUUAUGUGCCUAAAGCUAUGCAUAACAUCCCUCCAACGCCCUCCAUGGCGGCGGCGAGGGAAGAAGCUGAGGAGGUUAUGUUUGGCGCACUGGAUAUUCUUUUCCAUAACACAAAUGUCAAACCCAAAGAUAUUGGUAUUCUUGUUGUGAAUUGUAGUUUGUUUAAUCCAACACCUUCAUUGUCUGCCAUGAUUGUGAACAAGUACAAGCUAAGGGGAAAUAUUAGGAGUUUUAAUUUAGGUGGGAUGGGCUGUAGUGCUGGGGUGAUCGCCGUAGAUCUUGCUAAGGAUAUGUUGCAGGUACAUAGGAAUACGUAUGCUGUUGUUGUGAGUACUGAGAACAUCACUCAGAACUGGUAUUUUGGUAACAAGAAGUCCAUGUUGAUCCCCAAUUGUUUGUUUCGCGUCGGGGGUUCCGCUGUUUUGCUUUCGAAUAAGUCUAAGGAUAGGAGGCGGGCUAAGUAUAAGCUUAUUCAUGUGGUUCGAACACAUCGAGGAGCAGAUGAUAAGGCAUUUAGGUGUGUGUAUCAGGAACAGGACGAUGCAGGGAAGACAGGUGUUUCACUGUCUAAAGAUUUGAUGGCCAUUGCCGGAGGUGCACUGAAGACCAAUAUCACUACUUUGGGUCCUCUCGUGCUACCAAUCAGCGAGCAGCUUUUGUUUUUCACAACCUUGGUGGUGAAGAAAUUGUUCAAUGCCGGUAUUAAGCCUUAUAUUCCAGAUUUCAAGUUGGCAUUUGAUCAUUUCUGUAUACAUGCUGGGGGGAGAGCUGUGAUUGAUGAGCUGGAGAAAAACCUGCAGCUGCUACCAAUACACGUGGAGGCUUCUAGAAUGACACUCCAUCGUUUUGGAAAUACUUCUUCAAGUUCCAUAUGGUAUGAAUUGGCCUACAUUGAGGCCAAGGGGAGGAUGCGGAAGCGAAACCGUGUUUGGCAAAUCGCAUUUGGAAGUGGCUUCAAAUGUAAUAGUGCAGUUUGGGAAGCUCUUCGGAAUGUUAAGUCAUCUAGCAAUGGUCCUUGGGAAGAUUGCAUUGAUAGGUAUCCUGUGAAAAUAACCACCUAGCUGAGCAAUAUUUUGAGUUAGAUUCUACAUUCAAAUAGAGGACUUCAUUGGUAGGCAGAACCGCUGUGCCUUGGUUUAUCUAUAGUUCUUGAUGUGUACUGUAGUGUGUCAUUCUUAUUCUCGGCAUGUUGUCAAAUGUGCGUGUGUGUGUGUGUGUGUGUGUUUAAUCUUUUUUCUUUCAUUUACUUGCGUUUGCAUGCAUAUCUGGAUUCUGGAGUACCAUCGUGUGAGACUUGCUCAUUUUGUACUAUAAUUCUCCAUGUACUAGUAAUUGACCUGUUUGAGACUA